AUGGAUCAAGCGUGGAGCAGAACCGACCGCCACGCGCCGGGCGCCAGAGACAACACACCCACUCCCGCCAAGGGAGAAGUUCCGCAUUCCAACUCGCCCUCGCCAGCAGGCCAAGCAUAUCACUGCCACCCGUGGCAUCACCGUCAAGCAGCCGAACUCGCGCCUAACCGCGCCCGAUGCGUCCUGCAGCCGCACGAAAAGGAGAUGGUCGAUAAAAGUGGCACAUCUUCCACCUCGGUGUUCUCGGCCCCCCCACCGACGCUUGCAGGCGGCAAAUACAACACCUGGGGCGCCGUGGCGGGAGGCGGUAAGAAGCAGGAGCAAAGGGUCAAGUGGGGAACCACGGGCAAAAGAGACAAAAGUUCAUGA
Messenger RNA from Gaeumannomyces tritici R3-111a-1, 369 nucleotides. RefSeq lists its product as hypothetical. Bases 1 to 369 code for a protein of 122 amino acids. The record is from RefSeq and is a predicted model, not a curated record. NCBI's taxonomy places the organism in Eukaryota, Fungi, Ascomycota, Sordariomycetes, Magnaporthales, Magnaporthaceae. The transcript has a single exon.